Messenger RNA from Diplodia corticola, 2214 nucleotides. Its product is annotated as g-patch domain-containing protein. The transcript has a single exon. Gene Ontology annotation, molecular function: nucleic acid binding. The coding region runs from base 1 to 2214 and encodes 737 amino acids. Gene Ontology annotation, cellular component: U2-type post-mRNA release spliceosomal complex. Lineage: Eukaryota; Fungi; Ascomycota; Dothideomycetes; Botryosphaeriales; Botryosphaeriaceae. The record is from RefSeq and is a predicted model, not a curated record. Gene Ontology annotation, biological process: spliceosomal complex disassembly.
AUGGACCGCCCCUCCUUCAAGCGCAAGUUCGACAGCGACGAUGCCGGCGCCCGCAAGAAUCCGAAGACGGCCGCCGACGGUGGCCAGGCUGCCGGCAAGCCCAAGAUGUCCUUUGCCCAGCGCAUGAUGGCCAAGAUGGGCUACAAGGAGGGCCACGGUCUGGGAAAGACCGGCGAGGGCAUCCUCAACCCCAUCGAGGUCAAGCUGCGGCCCCAGGGCGCUGGUGUCGGUGCCGUGAAGGAGAAAACCGAGCAGGCGAAGCAAGAAGCGCGCCGUGCUGCCGAGCGUCGCGGUGAGGAGUAUGAGGACUCGUCCGAGGAGGAGCGCAAGGCGCGUCAGCGCAGGAAAGCCGAGCGCAGGAAGGCCGCCGAAAGUGGCACCAGCGGAGCCAGCACGCCCUCGGGCUUCACCCGCCCGAAGACGAAGUACAAGACCGUUGCCGACAUCGAGGCUGCCGCCGAAGGCCUCGAGGUGCCGAAUGUGCUGAAGAACCUUAUCGAUGCCACCGGCAAGGAAACGAAGCUGCUUACGUCUACCGCGGGGCUGAUGACGCCUUUGGGUGGAACUCCGUCGGCAGCUACCGAAGCUGAGAAAAUCGCCACGCGUGCUCGCCGCGAGCUCGAGGCUUUCGCGAACUCGUGGACCGAAUUGACGGAGCGCAAGCAGUUCAUCGACAUAGAAGAGGAACAGCUCCAGCGGGAGAUCGACGAGCAGGAGCAAGCUAGCCGCAAAUUGCAGGGGGUCACGGACGUGGUCGAAAGACUCAGCCGCCUGGAGUUGAGCAGGCCCAGCACUGCUGACGACGCAUCCGCCCGCUGGGAACAGGUCGUUGCCGAGCUCGAGACGCUGCAGUUCGAGUUCCGCAAUGAGCUCAUGCAGUUUGGUCUGCAAGAGGCCGCUGUGGCCGCCAUUGCCCCGCUGUUCAAGCAGGAAAUGCUUGACUGGGAGCCAUUGGAGCAGCCCAUGCAUCUCGUACCAUACAUCCACCGCCUGCGCACAAUUCUGGGCAUCGGUAAGGAUGAUCUCGUGCUUCACAGCGGACAUGAUGACCUCUAUGGCUACAGAAGACACAAGUCGACCACCCCGUACGAGUCGCUCAUCUACUCGCUCUGGCUACCCCGAGUACGGACGACUAUCACCAACGUGUGGGACCCCUUUUCUCCAACCCCGCUCAUUGCGCUCGUCGAAGCCUGGAAGGACAUACUGCCCCCCUUCAUCCGCUACAGCCUCCUCAACAAUCUUGUCGUGCAAAAGCUCAAGAACACGCUGCACGAUUGGAACCCCAGAAGCUCUCUCAGGAAAAAGCACACCAAGCCUCUUCCCCACAUCUGGCUAUUUCCAUGGUUACAAUAUCUUGCUGAUGAGCAUACUAAUCCCAAGUCCUCCACUGGCCUGCUGACGGAUGUGCGUCACAAGUUCGGCUCCGCGUUCAGAUCCUGGGACUUGUCUCGCGGUGUCAUGCCUGGCCUGGACAGCUGGCGGGAAGUACUUCCCAACCUGGAGCACACACUUGUCCGUUACCUUCUACCGCGUCUAGCCAUGCAUUUGUCGACAAACUUCACAGUCGAUCCUUCUGACCAAGACCUGUCACCACUUGAGCACGUCCUUGCCUGGGCUGCUUUCUUCAAACCCAGCACCAUGGGCCAGCUCAUGUUAGCAGAAUUCUUCCCGAAGUGGCACAACGUCCUACACCUGUGGCUUACAUCGGACCCCGACUACGAAGAAGUCGGACAGUGGUUCAGCUGGUGGAAAGAGCAGUUCCCCGAUACUGUCAACGCAGUGCCGGCCGUCGCGCAGGCCUGGGAGCAAGGUUUGGAGAUGAUGAACACCGCCCUUGACUUGGGCGACGAUGCAAAGAACGCACUGCCGCUCCCCGACGUGCCGUCGGGUAUCGUCGAAGAAGAAGAAGAAGAAGAGAAGCGUCCCAACUUCGCGGCAUCGACGGCCAGCAGAGCUGCCGAGGAAGAUGCGACUACCUUCAAGGAUGUCGUCGAGGACUGGUGCGGUGAGAACGACCUCUUGAUGAUCCCGCUCCGUGAGGCAGACAAGACGACGGGCUUGCCGCUGUUCAGAAUCACGGCGAGCGCAUCUGGUAAGGGCGGUGCUGUAGUUUAUCUGAAGGGAGACGUCGUCUGGGCACUUAAUAGAAAGGACGAUACGAAGGAGCCCCUUGGGUUGGAAGAGGGCUUGAUUAAAAAGGCCGAAGGGAAGUAG